This is a messenger RNA of Orbilia oligospora ATCC 24927, 1473 nucleotides long. RefSeq lists its product as uncharacterized. The transcript is spliced from 2 exons. The coding region runs from base 1 to 1473 and encodes 490 amino acids. Lineage: Eukaryota; Fungi; Ascomycota; Orbiliomycetes; Orbiliales; Orbiliaceae. The record is from RefSeq and is a predicted model, not a curated record.
AUGAGUUUAACUGGUGGGCCAAAAAUCGUUAUAGGAUACUACGAAAUCCCGCUGGCGGAGAAACUAUCAUGGCCCCCGCCGAAUACCAUCAAUCCACCUCGAAGAGGUCAUUACCUCCUCCCCAUCCUCGGUAUCCUCCUUACAUUAUCGACAGCGGCAACAAUUCUCAGAAUAUACACCAGAUUAUUUGUUGUUCGAACAUUUGGACACGAUGAUAUUCUGAUAUUACCGGCGUAUUUGGCGGCGUUAUCUAUUGUUAUCUCUGAAGUCAAAAGUUUGGAGGCGGGGUGGGGAUUACAUGUUUGGGACUUCUUAUUAGAAAAGACUAGGCUGCUGGUGAUCAGUGGAUAUUCGGUACAGGUGUCGGUGGGAGUAUGCUGUUGGCUUACGAAGAUGUCGAUUCUGCUGUCAUACCUUCGAUUCGCGCAAGGGAAGUUACGACUAUGGGUUAAAAUAUCACUCGUAUUUGUGACUUGCUGGAGUAUUGCAUUAUUGAUUCCAAUAAUUUUAUCCUGCUACCCACCGCAUCUUUAUUGGGAUUACUAUAUUCGAACACCGGAUAUGAAGUGUUUUUCGCCGUUCCAGAUCCGGAUACUGCAAUAUACAUCCUGCUCGUUGAAUAUUUUGUCGGAUGUAAUUAUAUUGAUUCUACCGAUUCCGACAGUUUGGAAACUCAAGAUGCCACCCCGUCAGAAGUGGACUUGUGCGUUGAUUUUUAUGCUCUGGACUAUUGCGACUAUUGCUGCUAUUUUGAGGUUGGAGAAGACGGUGUCGUCUUUUGAAGUUUUCGAUGCGAGUUGGUACGGUUACGAUCUAUGGGUCUAUGUGGCUCUAGAAGGCAAUCUCGCAGUCGUCUGCGCUUGUGCGCCAGGAAUCAAGCCGCUGAUAGUUUUGAUUUGGCCCAAAUUCGACAAAUUACACCCAAGCUACGACGGGGUUCCACCGCCAGUAGCUCCAAUACGGAAACCUCGCGGAGUCGUGGAACUGAUCAGAACGGCGGCGGGUGUUCGUGCCAGUAAGAUGUUCUCGAACGAAACAUGGGGUGGUUCGACGAAGCAGGGUACCGUUACUAGUACCAUGCGAGACGAAGAACAAGGUUUAGGACCCGGUGGGAAACCCGUGGAAUUGAAAAUUCAAGUUCCUGCGGUUACGCAGCAGGUGAAUUCGAGUCAAACGGAACUGAGAGCACCAGAAGCGGCUGCUUCUCCGCCAAUGAUCAGUACGACGCUGAGAAGUCCGGGUGCGCGGUCAUCUAGAACAUCCGGACAGUUUUCAGUGGAUCUGCCGUUUCAACAGUUUUCGCCGAUGGAAUCUGGAGAAAAUCUGCCGAUACAAAACUUUACACCGGUAACGGGACCCGGUGAGAUGUCACCAGCUGAUACUUUUGGUCAGCCUACACUUGCUAUUACUCAGGUUUCGAGGAACUCCGAUGUUACCAUCCAGGUUCCUCCUGAGGCUCGGCGCCAGCAUUGA